AUGUCUGAUUACAUGUAUGGUAACAAGAGAGUGCUAUCAGCGGACGACGCACUGCUUUCUCGACAUAAAAAGAGAAGAACGCAAGAACAUCAACUUCGACGGCAGCGGCUGAAACGGAAGCUUGCAUCUGAAUUGGAUGUGUUUGAACAAUACAUUCAGGCUCUUGAGACCCAAGAAGACGAGACAGUGGUUACCGAAGAACAACUUGCAGAUGAGGAGGAAGAUUUAGCCGAUGUACCUGAUGCAUGCUUGGCAAUGCCAAGCGCCUUCUUGGAUGGGAUGAUCGCUCAAAUGGAGCAAGCCUGCGGCUCAACGAUGAAUUCUGUUCCGGAAUCGGCCCUCGAUGAUAUCAAAAGACAUGAUGAUUAG
Messenger RNA from Clonostachys solani, 369 nucleotides. Lineage: Eukaryota; Fungi; Ascomycota; Sordariomycetes; Hypocreales; Bionectriaceae. The record is from the annotation of a GenBank genome assembly.